CCAUAAUUCACACCUUUUUACAAUGACAACAUUGCCGUCAUAAAGCUUCUAUUUUUCUUUUCUUUUCUUUUUUUCAUCUCUGCCCACCGUCUUCUUCAAUAAUCAGUUUUCUUUCAUUCUCAUAUCAUAAAUCUUGAUUGUUUCAGUAAACUUUUGGAUCGUAUCUAAUCAUCAAACAAGUUUCAAUCACCCUUUUCAUGCCACUCGUGUUCUCAUUUUUUUUAUUAGAUUCUUGAAGAUGGGAUCUUUUGCUGGACAUGUGGUUCCAGGGACACUGUUUCUUGUAGUUGGGGUAUGGCAUAUAUGGUGCACCGUGGUUCGAUACGCGUCAGACCCGGACUCGUUUCGUGUUAGAGUUUGGAACCCUGUACCGGGUUUUAACGGGAGAUUGAAGUAUUUGGAACUUUAUGUUAUAUCGGUUGGAGCUUUUAUUGAUAUGUGUAUAGAGCUUUUGUAUUCAACCCAUCUUAAGUUCUUUGUUAACGGUGUCUUGAACCCGCAUCAUAUGAAUGAUUUUGAACAUGGUGGAAUGCUUCUGAUGUUCUUUGUUUUCAGUAUCGUCGCGUUACUCUCUGAAAAGACCAGCUUCCUUCCCUUACCAGAAGGCGCCUUAUGCUUAAUAUCAGCAGCAGCAUUCUGUGCAGAGUAUCUUUUAUUCUUUUUUCACUCAACAACACACCAAGGGCUAGAGGGUCAUUACCAUCUGCUUCUUGUUUUACUUGUGGCUCUUUGCAUAUUAUCGGUUGUUGGUGGGGCCCUCUUUCCGACAAGUUUCCCUGUUGACCUGUGCAGUGGCAUUGCUAUAACCCUUCAAGGUUUAUGGUUCUAUCAAACUGCCUUCACCCUUUACGGUCCCUCGAUGCCAGCUGGAUGUAAACUCGAAAAGAAUGAGAUCUCGUGCUCCUCACAUGGUCAUGAGAUUCGCGGGCAGUUGCUAGCUAACAUGCAGAUGUUUGGGCUUGUUUUCUUGGUUCUUGUUGGGGUUGUGGGGUCGUACCUUUUUGCGGAUAAAAGAUACGGGAAGUCUGAAUUUGGAGUGAUUCAUAUGAAACCUCUUGAUGGAUUUCAUGAGCAGUUAUAGUGAGUUUUGUGUCAAAGUUUUGACUUUUUUGAGGUAGCAUAGCACUUGCAUAAGAUCGGGUGUAGAUUUGACUUUUAUGAUUUUAGUAACUUUUUUUUUCGGUAUUUCAAAUGUGAUCAAACCGAAUUGGUACCAUGUUUCGGUGGAUUGAGUUAGAGCUGCGAUUGAGCUGUGAAAUGAUAAUCACAUAUUGGUUUAAAAAGCGUAUGGUGCGCCUUUUAAAACCAAGUAAGAACUAUGUACAGUCAUACUUUAUUUA
Molecule: messenger RNA, 1340 nt
Organism: Helianthus annuus (common sunflower)
Lineage: Eukaryota; Viridiplantae; Streptophyta; Magnoliopsida; Asterales; Asteraceae
Product: transmembrane protein 45A
Exons: 3
Coding region: 239-1081 (280 amino acids)
Source: RefSeq, a predicted model, not a curated record